AAACUGGACAGAAUCAACGGCCGCGAUUUAAUAUAAAACAAAAAAUUCAUUGUUAUUCGCGCUCUGCAUUUCUUUCUCUCUCGCUCCGAGUCUCCUACUCAGAUAGAGAGGGAAGCCGCCGCAGCCAGCCAGCCAUGUGUGGAAUACUCGCUGUCUUUGGUUGCACCGAAAAUUCUCAGGCCAAACGCUCCCGGAUCAUCGAAUUGUCUAGGAGGUUGCGCCAUAGAGGUCCUGAUUGGAGCGGUCUGCACUGUCAUGGCGAUUGUUAUCUUGCUCAUCAACGAUUGGCUAUUGUAGACCCAACUUCAGGAGAUCAACCACUUUACAACGAAGACAAGACAGUAAUUGUCACGGUUAAUGGUGAGAUAUACAACCACAAACAAUUAAGAGAAAAGUUGAAGUCUCAUCAGUUUCGAACUGGAAGCGACUGUGAAGUGAUUGCCCAUCUUUAUGAAGAGUAUGGGGAAAAUUUUGUGGACAUGUUGGAUGGCAUGUUCUCCUUUGUCCUUCUUGACACUCGAGACAAAAGUUUUAUUGCAGCACGUGAUGCGAUUGGAAUUACACUUUACAUCGGUUGGGGUUUUGAUGGGUCAGUAUGGUUUGCAUCAGAAAUGAAGGCUUUGAGCGAUGAUUGUGAAAGAUUCAUGUCUUUUCUUCCUGGUCAUAUAUAUUCUAGCAAACAGGGAGGCCUUAAAAGAUGGUAUAACCCACCAUGGUAUUUGGAGAACGUACCCUCAACUCCAUAUGAUCCCAUACUUCUACGUGAGGCCUUUGAGAAGGCUGUGACAAAGAGACUCAUGACUGAUGUGCCAUUUGGUGUACUUUUAUCUGGAGGACUGGACUCCUCUCUUGUUGCUUCUGUGGCUAGCCGCCAUAUGGCAGAAUCAGAAGCUGCUUGUCAGUGGGGAUCACAGCUACACACAUUUUGCAUUGGUUUGAAGGGUUCUCCAGACCUGAAAGCUGCCAGAGAGGUGGCAGAUUAUCUUGGAACUCGUCAUCAUGAAUUUCACUUCACUGUUCAGGAAGGCAUAGACGCACUUGAGGAAGUCAUUUACCAUAUUGAGACAUAUGAUGUGACCACUGUCAGAGCCAGUACACCAAUGUUUCUUAUGUCUCGGAAAAUUAAGUCUUUGGGAGUGAAAAUGGUUCUUUCUGGAGAAGGAUCAGAUGAGAUUUUUGGUGGUUACUUGUACUUCCACAAGGCACCUAACAAGGAGGAGUUUCACCAAGAAACAUGUCAAAAGAUUAAAGCUCUUCAUCUCUAUGACUGCCUGAGGGCCAAUAAAUCAACUUCAGCUUGGGGUGUUGAAGCUCGAGUACCCUUUUUAGAUAAAGAAUUCAUCAACAUUGCUAUGAGCAUUGAUCCUGAGUGGAAAAUGGUUAGACCUGAUCUUGGGAGAAUUGAGAAGUGGAUCCUACGCAAUGCAUUUGAUGAUGAACAGAACCCACAUUUGCCAAAGCACAUAUUGUACAGGCAGAAGGAACAGUUUAGUGAUGGUGUUGGGUACAGUUGGAUUGACGGCUUGAAGGAUCAUGCAAACAAGCAAGUAACAGAUGUAAUGUUGAUGCAUGCAAGCUUUAUUUACCCUGAAAACACUCCUGUGACAAAGGAAGCAUACUACUAUCGAGCUAUAUUUGAGAAGUUCUUUCCUAAGAAUGCUGCUAGGUCAACAGUUCCUGGGGGUCCAAGUGUAGCAUGCAGUACUGCAAAAGCUGUGGAAUGGGAUGCCUCAUGGUCAAAACAUCCUGAUCCAUCUGGUCGUGCAGCACUUGGUGUUCAUGCAGCCGCAUAUGAGGAAGAAGUGGAUGUCAAGAAUGCCAAUCUGAUAAAUGGCUCCCCUCAAAAACUUGAAGGGUUUGUGGACAAAGCUACAACAGUUGUUUGAUUGAGGACAUACACGACCGCUGGAUGCAAUUUUUUUCUUGAUGGGAUAGGUACCCGAUUUCUUGGUUGCUCUUCUAUUCAUAGAAAUAUACACAAAAUCUACCUGGCUUUUUUCCCCGGUUAAGAACUAGGUUAUUUAUGCAGUUUAUUGUACCAAUGGAGCGUUUUGCAUUAAGAUUAUUUAGUUAAUGACA
This is a messenger RNA of Juglans microcarpa x Juglans regia, 2079 nucleotides long. Its product is annotated as asparagine synthetase [glutamine-hydrolyzing] 3-like. Gene Ontology annotation, cellular component: cytosol. Lineage: Eukaryota; Viridiplantae; Streptophyta; Magnoliopsida; Fagales; Juglandaceae. The record is from RefSeq and is a predicted model, not a curated record. Gene Ontology annotation, molecular function: asparagine synthase (glutamine-hydrolyzing) activity.